Messenger RNA from Hyla sarda, 11185 nucleotides. RefSeq names its product coiled-coil domain containing 80 (gene CCDC80). Lineage: Eukaryota; Metazoa; Chordata; Amphibia; Anura; Hylidae. The record is from RefSeq and is a predicted model, not a curated record. Bases 329 to 3196 code for a protein of 955 amino acids. The transcript is spliced from 8 exons.
UGCAGAUCUUGUGUGAAUGUGUUUUACAGUGGAGUAGACGUUUCCUCUCUAAACUCCUCUCACUGAAACCAAAUAUUAAGGGUGCACAGGAAACAGGAGUCCAGAAGAAGAAUAAACACUGGUCAAAGAAAAAGUUGUGUCAUUUCCUUCAGUCAGGACUGUACUAUCAAUCCAUACUCAUCCCUCCCUCAAACAAAGGACCAAGAAGAAAAUGAGGAAGAAAACGAUGACCAUCUGAGCAAGCAAAUGCUUUAGGAGGACAACUGAAUCCAUCAACACAUAGAAAUGGAGGUGUAAAUGAUAGCAGAAGAGACAAGAUCAUAGCACCAUGAAUAGGACUCUAAUAUUACGUCUGGCAAUCUUGCUGGCAGUGUGGUUAAUAUGUGCAUCUGAUCAAUCUCAGAGGAGAGUACCUCAAAGAGACAGUGGAACUAGCAGGCCAACGCACAAUGGAAGAACUCUACCUAACCAUAGACAGCAUGGCCAUAUACUUAUAAAUCAAAAUAAAUCUGUAAAUAGGGGUUUAAUGAAUAGAAACUUGUCCCAACAAACUAAGCAGAGAGAUGAAAGCCAAACUGAGGUUAAAAGGACCAACACACAACAAAGGCCUGGUGUGCGGCAACCGCAAGCUAGAAUGUUGAAGGAUGACAGUGGAACAUCUGCACGCUCUAGAAUAACACGUUUUCCAUCUGCUGCAAGCUCACCAAAUAUUCUUGCUAGUUUUGCUGGGAAAAACAGAGUAUGGAUUAUCUCUGCACCUCACGCAUCUGAAGGCUAUUACCGACUCAUGAUGAGCCUUCUGAAAAAUGAUGUGUAUUGUGAACUUGCUGAAAGACAUAUUCAGCAGAUUGUCAUAUUCCAUGAGGAAGGAGAAGAGGGGGGUAAAAUAAGACGGAUUACAAAUGAAGGAAAGAUCAUAGAACAGACUCUUGAUCCAGCGAUAGUACCAAAAAUUAUGGCUUCAUUAAAACUAGAAAAAGGAAAGUUUGGUAUGGUUCUUCUUAAGAAGACAUUGCAAGUAGAGGAAAGGUAUCCUUAUCCUGUUAGGCUAGAAGCAAUGUAUGAAGUUGUGGAUCAAAGUCCAAUUAGAAAAAUAGAAAAACUCAGGCAAAAAGGUUUUGUGCAAAAAUGUAAGGCAGCUGGAGUGGAAGGGCAAGUAUCGGCAGAAGGCGAAAGUGGUGGGAGCAGUAGUGGAACAAGUAAUACAAGAGGUAUGAAGCCUACAUCAGGAAGUGAAACUGUUCAAUCCUCGGUUAAAAAGGAGGAGCCUAAAAGAAAUGUAGUCCCUACAAGGUCAACAAGGGUUAAAAGUACAAGAAAGCCUUUCAUAGCACCACCAACACCUUCAACCACAAUUAAAAUAACAACUAUGACUCCUUCCACAAAAGCCACAACACGCAUAUUAACUACAGCUUCAAGGGCACCAACAACACUGCCAACAACAAUUCUUCCCACAACUCAAAAGCCAUGGUCUACUAAGUCUGUUACCACUUCUGAGUCUCAGAGAUUGCCUGUGCAAGCUGAAGUAACAACACGAGAUCCAGAAACAGCAGGACACUAUUUUCCUGUGAGAACCGAUAAACACAGAGAUAGACAGCGUGUGCAGACAGGAAAGCACUUUGCUACUACAAGCAAAACAAACAAACCAAUGGUCCAUGAGUCCCACACAGAUGCUCCCGUUGUUUCAACAACCACUACAGAGCAUUAUACCAAAGAAAACACAGGGCGGUUUGGGGAUAACCGCACUGAUAGAAAAGACCAUAGUUCUCAUGAUGUCACACCAACUCAAAAGAGACCACAGAAGACUAAAUCUUCUAAAAAGAAAGGAGUUGAGAAAAUAUUUACCAAUGAAUACGAAGAUAAAUUUGUGGCUGGCAAACCUACAACAUCACAGGUCGAGGAGACCGUAGAAGAGGCAUAUAUUCCACCCAAAAAAGGGAAAGAACAGAAAAAGGAGGAAAAACCCGAGAAGAUUGAUAAAAAGAAAAAGAAAGCUGACAAAUCAGAAAGACCUCCAAAAAAAGAAAAAAGUGCUAAAAAAGAUAAGUCUGAUAAAAAAGUUAAGCCAGAAAAAGAGCGUAACAAAAAGAAUAAAAAGACUGGGAAAGGGGAGGAAGAUACUUAUAUAAAACCAGUGAAAAAGACAUUUACAGAGGCUCCGAAAAGAUCAUUGUCAACAUUCUUGGACAACUUUGAAGGAAAACGAAGACUUUUGCUCAUCACAACUCCUAAGGAGGACAACAACAUGUAUUCCCAGCAACGUGACGAGUAUCUGGAGACAGUUUGUGAGAUGGCCAUAAGGAAGAUCUCAAUUAUCACAAUUUUUGGAACAUUGACCAACAGCACAAUGAAAAUUGAUCACUUCCAACUAGAUAAUGAAAAACCAAUGAAGGUGAUUGGAGAUGAUGAAUUGCUGGACAAUGAGUUGAUCACAGAAUUAAGAAAGGAGUACGGCAUGACCUACAAUGAUUUCUUCAUGGUACUGACAGAUUUUGAUAUGAGAGUGAAACAAUAUUAUGAAGUGCCUAUUGCAAUGAAGUCAGUGUUUGAUAUUGUUGAUACAUUCCAAUCCAGAAUUAAAGAGAUGGAGAAGCAGAAAAGAGAUGGCAUUACAUGUAAAAGGGAAGACAAGACAAGGUCACUUGAAAGUUUCCUCUCAAGGUUCCGUUGGAGGAGACGUCUGCUGAUUAUAUCUUCGGCCAAUGAUGAAGAAUGGGCUUAUCAGCAUCAACUUUAUGCACUGACAGGACAAGCUUGUAACAUGGGUUUACGGCACAUGGCUAUUUUGAAAAUGGUUGGCAUUGGCGUAGACGGUGGUGGUGUUUUGGAGCUCUACCCUAUCAAUGGAAGUUCCAGUGUUGAGAGGGAAGAUCUUUCUUUCAACUUAGUGAGAGAUAUAAGAAACUAUUUUCAGAUCAGCCCAGAAUAUUUCUCCAUGCUCCUGGUUGGUAAAGAUGGCAAUGUAAAGUCUUGGUACCCUUCACCAAUGUGGUCCAUGGCUAUUGUUUACGAUUUAAUAGACUCUAUGCAGCUCAGAAGACAGGAAAUGGCCAUCCAGCAAUCCCUAGGAAUGCGCUGCCCUGAAGAUGAGUAUGGAGGAUAUGGUUAUCAUGGUUAUCCCCAUGAAGGAUAUGAGGAGGGAUAUCAGGAUGAUCAUCGGCACCAUGAGGGAUAUUACCAUAGAUAUCAUGACUAACAAAAUGAUCUUUUACCAAGAUUUGCAAUAAGAAUUUGAAUAUGUUAAUGAUAUUUGUAUUUUCCCACAGCUAUGAUCAUAGACUAUAUUUUUGUCUCUAUGUGUGUUGUUAAGAAAAUUAACUAGGCCACAAGUAGGCCAAAAAUACAUUUGUUUGCCUAUGGCAAACAAAACAAAAAUGGGAUAAGAGGUUUUGUUUUACUUUUUUUUAAUGCAAAGAUAUUUUUUCUCAUGUAUUUAUUGGAAAAAUUAUGCAACACAUUCAUAAACAUAUCUAUGGAGCAAGCCAUACACGUGUAGUGAUAUUAAGCAGACAGACGUGUUAUACCUAACCUUACCAAUCUUCAGUAUUUCCCUUACAUGUAUCUGUUUUUUUUUUUUUUUUUUUAACAUGUUUUUUACUCAAUUUGCACAUCACUCUCAAAGGAAAAAUUAUUUCUUUCCAGUUGCAGGUUUUAGGAGGAUAACUCCAUUCUCCUGAUGUGUCUAUUUUUGUAAAUACUUGUAUUUCCCAUACAAUAAUAAUUAAGGAAAAUCUUUUGUUAGAAGUUGACCUGUUCCUCUUGAUAAUACAUAGAUAGACAUCUGGGUGUUAAGUUAUGGUUGGGUGAGAAGAAUCCACUAUAUGCCUGGCAGGUGCCACCUGCUAUCUGCAGCUGACACCCACUGGUAAUGACUGACAUCAGAGAUCCAUCAGAAGCCGGUCAUUUAACUAUUGGAUGUUGUAUUCAGUACUGGUUGUAGCAUCAAAAAAGUUUUAAAGUGUGUAAUUUGGGGUGCAGCGACCCGAUGUAGUGCAUUGAACAAUAUAAGCAAUCCACUUAUUGCUUAUAAAAGUCUGCCACGAGGACUAAAAAGUAGAAAAAAAUAGAGAACUCAAAUCUGUCCCUUUUCCUGUUUUUUUAAUAAAAAAAAAAAGUAUACAUGAAAAAAAACAUUAAAGGACAUCUGCAGCAAAAGACAACUUAUCCCCUAUCCACAGGAUAAGGGAUAAGUAUCUGAUCGCGGGGGGUCCGACCGCUGGGACCCCCCCCCCCCUACGAUCUCCUGCAUGGGGCCCCCGCAAUGCCGCCCUAUGUGAGCGGCUAAUGUGCAUAGCGCGACCUCUCUGAGGUCGACAGUACGCCCCCUCCACGCCCCCUCCCCAUACAGUUCUAUGGGAGAGGCAGGUAGGCACGAACCCUGCAUCCCCGCCUCUCCCAUAGAGAUACAUGGAGGAGGCGUGUUGGCCGCAACGUCAUGCUGCGGUCGGCAUGCCUCCUGCACGGGAGAGCCGCGGCCCUGUGCAGGAGAUCGCUCGGGGUCCCAGUUGUCGGACCCCCAGCGAUCAGACACUUAUCCUGUGGAUAGGGGAUAAGUUGGCUUUUGCUGCAGGUGUCCUUUAAGUGUCACUGCAUGCAUAAUUGUCCAAACUUUUAAAAUACAAUGUUAUUGAUACUGCACCGUCAUUGGUGUAAACUGAUUUUUGGUCACAUCACAUCCAAGAUAAAAUGGAUGAAAAAUUGAUUAAAAAGUCAUCUGUAUGCAAAAGUGAUAAAACUAAAGAUCACAAUGUGGUAUCAAUGGAAUUGUACUGACCCUUAAAAUAAAGUAAACAUGUCCGUUUUAUCGUAUUCUGAAAAUAUUGCCCCAUGAGAUUGCGCACUUGCCUUUUUUUGUUUAGAUUUUACCCUACAAAUAGUUUGUAUUCUGCCUUCAUAAUACAUUAGGUGAUAAAAUGAAGUGAGCCAUUAAAAAGUACAACUUGCCCCACAAAAAAUCAAGCCCUAACCUGGCUCUGUGUAGAAAAAUACAAACAUGAUGGGUCUUAGAAGAUGAUGGGGAGGGAAAUGUAAGUAAAAAAUGUAAAUUCAAGGGGUAGGGAAAGGGUUACUGGAGUAUGUCCCGACACAUUGUGGCACUAUCUAUUCAGUGGUGUCAGUGUCUGACUAUGCAGGGAAACCCGUUAUUGACAAGGGAAUGUUAAUGGCAGUUUACAAUAUUAAUUUCCAAGAGGAAUAACAGAAAAGGCACAGUUCAGAGUUAAAAAAUAAAUAAAAAAAAAGGUGCUCCUGCAUUGUUAAUUUUUGGGGGGAUACAAGUACUUGUUAGGCAGAUAUAUCAGUAAAGUUAUGUUUAACAGCCACAUGCACAAAACGGAGGUUGUUCGUUGAGGAAAAUACUGAUGUUCCAGGAUAAUAUUGAUGUAAAUUCCUCAAAGGCGUAUUCUGAUUUGUUUAAAAAUCAAAUAAAAAAAAAACAUGCUUACCUUUCAGGCUCACGGAGCCAGUCCCAUUGUACAGCACUUGCUGUGUUUGCGGUUGAUGCAUGUAUUGCUCGCUGUUUUGCCAUUUACCAACCACUGAUUGGCUGAGUGGGUAGUGCAUGAACCGACCCCAAACACAGCAUGAACUGUGCAAUAGGACUGGCUCUGCAAGAACUGCAGCAGCAGGGGCAAGGAAGGUAAGUAUUUUUUUUACAAUUUGGAACACCCCUUUCAUAAUUCACAUUUUAAAGCACACAGUUUAUUGAUUCAGCCAACAAAUAGCUCCCCACAUUGGGGCUUAUUUAUAAAAGCUAGUAACAAAGAACAGAGAUUAGUAACUUGUAAAAUCCAGUAAGGUUACAGCAUUUUUUCUUGUAGUUCACGCUAUACACAGGAAUCCAUUAUAUGAUUAAUUGGCAUAAAUUAUGUCUCCAUAUUUUUACUUGUAAUAUUUUUGUUAAAUAAUCCCAAGUAUAUGAUGGUGAACGUUAGAAUGUCCACCUUUGAACACCAUUUUUAAUCUAAACAGAUGACAAAUUCUGUGUACUGCACAUCAUUUAUACAAUACAUGAGCUAAAGAAAGAAAGAGUAUGCAGCAAGCUCCUAAGCUCCCUCUAUUUAAAGGGAUUGUCAGGUGACAGAAACAACCUGUGUAUGGUGUCAAAAUGUUUAACAAAACAACUUACUAAUAUAGUGUUGAUAUCCAAAGUGAAGAGAUCACCCAUUUUAGCUGUGGUUUCUUCCUGUAAGUUGUGACGUCACAUCACAUCCUGAGCAGGGAGCUCUGUUCCUCCUCCCUGCCCCUACUUUCAGCACUGCAUCUUUCAUCAGGCAGGAGAGGCAUGGACCCACGUUUAUAACCUGAUGACAGCUGAGAACGGAGCUCCAUCAUUCCUUAUAUACAGGGGUCAAGUCCUGGAAAAAAAGUGUGGGAACUCCCCCAAGAUUUCCAAUACUGUUUCUAAUAUAGUUUGCGCAAAAAAGCAAACAAAAACGUCCAAGCUAAAACUUGACAUCCUGCACAGUUCCAGGAUUCUUACAGGCCGCAGGCAUACAGCUGCCUACGGUUUAUAAGAGUUUAGUAACAGGGCAAGACUCAUUGCUCAGUCUCAGAUUUUACCUGUAUACACAUUAUUUUUUAUAACAGGCUAACCCUUUGUGUUAUCCUACUAGGGGGCUGUUGCCAUCACCAUUUAAACUUAAGCUUAGAAUAUACAAAAAGGGUUGCCAACACAUACUUUGGUGUACUGGCAGUGGUCUGUUUUACUUUAAUGGCCUAAACGUUGUCAACUAGUUUUAGUUCAUUCCCUGCAUGUAUGUUUACUUUGCAGCACUGUAAAGCACAGCAGACCACACUUUUUAGUAAACAUAUACAUGCAGAAAAUGGACUAAACAUAGACACUAGCCCUUGAUUAUGUUUAGGACACUAACGUAAAUGGGGGCACUGCCACUACACCGCAGUAUAUGUUGACAUCUCUGUUUGACAGAAUAUAUACCCUAAGUGUAAGGUUAAAUCAUGAUGUGAAUUUUUGGGACCAUAUAUAUAGUAUGAGGAGAGAAGGAGAGAACAGAGGUAACUAGUGCCCCCUACCUCCACUUCUACAAAUAUUCCUACAUACGGUGACCAUAUAAUGGUAGAUAUCAGACAGGCUCUGCAGACCAUAUAGGCGAUUACAUACAGUAACAUCAGCUGAUCAGAGUCGGUUACUUUCCUUUUUCUUCUUCAUCCAGCCCAGAAUGUCAUGAUGAUUAAUUCUAGCCACAGAACCUGCAAGACAAACAUUUUAGGCUCUGCACUUUUCCAGAACCUAUAGUGCCCCAAACAGCAGUAAUGCCCCCCUGUAGAGAUUGGCAGCCUUCCCUUAUAGCCCCUAUAUGGCAGUAGGGGGCCUACUACAGUAGGGGGCUGAAGUUAGUUACCAUCACAGUCCGACUCCACAGUAGUGGCUGUUCUGCUCCUCAUUGGCGGGCCUGGUGUAUUCUAGCAGAUGUGACUGUCUCAGCACGUCUACUCCCAGCAGCCAUUGCACUGUUAAAGUGGUAGGGGGUGGCUGCAUUUCUAAUGUGGCGGUGACGGCCCUGGGUGACUGUCACUCAAGAAUAUACACUGUAAUAAAUUAUCUUUCUGAUAACCGACUGUAACAACCCCUUUAUAGAAUUAAGGACACAGCUCAUUUUGGCCUUGAAGACACAGAUAGUAAACAGUUAUUUUGUUUAGAUUUUUUCCUCCUCACUUUCUAAGAGCUAUAACUAAUUUUGCCAUCCACAGACCCAUAAGAGGCUUGUUUUUGCACGACCAAUUGUACUUUGUAAUGACAUCACUCAUUUUACUAUAAAGUGUAUGGCGCAACAAAAAUUUUUUAUAAUUUGUGAGGGAAAUGAAAAAGAAAAAUGCAAUUUGGCAACUUUUUUUUUUUGGGGGGGGGGGGGAUGUUUAUUUGGAAUGCACUUUAUGGUACAACAUCUUUAUUCUGUGGGUCAAUAUGAUUAAAAUGAUACCCAUGCCUACAUGCUUUUUAUUAUUGUACUGCUUUAAAAAAAAAAAAAAAAAAGCAAAGCAUUUUUUUUUUUAUUGUAUUCUGACCCCUAUAACUUUUUUACCCUCCUCAUGUAAUCACCUUACUACAGGGGUGACACACUGUAACAAACCUCCUCCUCAUGUAAUUACCCUUCUACUGUGGGGACACACUGUAACAAACCUCCUCCUCAUGUAAUUACCCUUCUACUGUGGUGACACACUUUAACAAAUCUCCUUCCUCCACAGUAUCACACAGGUCCUUCAGCCACGAUCUUUCCUCUCCUCCACAACUAAGCUCCGCCCCCAACAUGUGAUGGUGACAUCAUCAUAGGUCCUAAAUCUCCAGCAUCUAGCAGUCCGGGCCAGGGGAGGAAACAGAGGGAGGGUAAGAAUAAUUCAGAGGUCGGUCCUGCAGGACUAAUGUAACAGGGACGGCAUUCCUCCUCUGGAAAAAGCAAAGGAACGCCGUUCCUGUGCCUUCCUGCAGGACUCAUUAUUAUAUGAUCAGCCAUUAACAAGCCCUCUCCUGCACAUUACUGCGGUUCCCUGCUGACACUAAGGGAAGGGAGGGGGAGGAGAGAGGUAGCUCCCUGCUCCGGCUGUGAUAUAAUGUCACAGUAACAGGAAUAAAACAACAGCUGAAACCGGUAAUCAUUUUACCUUGGAUAAUAACACUAUAUGGGUAAGAUGCUUUAUUAUACUGUGGCAUCAGGGUGUGAGGUGCAGGGUAGAUGUUAUAACCCAAGGGGCAGAUCUUAUUAACCCCUUCUUGUCAUGACGCCAGGGUGUGGUUUAGCCUUAACCACCCAAAGGUAAUACUGCUGGUCCUGGGCUAGGCACGGGGGCAAUGAAGACACAACGCCAAGUUACGGACAAACGGUAGCUUUACUGAGGGUAGACAGUUGAUACAGUCUAUGCAGUACAGCCAAUAUCCCAAGAAGGUGACCAGUGACACAGGGGGACCUCGCAGGCUUGCUGGGACUUGCAGUAGUUAGACAGACUUUGGUGCAGGACACGGUGACUAAAUAGUAGACUUGACUUGACUGACUUGAUGACUGACAAUUAGAUGACUUUGGCUUACUUGCAAUUGACAGGUGGCUGCAAACUUUAGGCUUGAGGCCUCCAAUGCUCCGGACACACACUGAGACGACUGCACUGGACCUGAGGAACUAAGAGAGAGAUUGCAGUCCCUCCCCUGGUUAUAUAGGGGGGCUGUGCAAGGAGCCCAUAGGUCACUUGGGGGUUACCUGGUCACCAGUGCUUCCUGGGUAACAAUCACAUAGUAUAACAAAGAAACAGUACAUUAUUAAUAUCACAACUUAUAUACACAGGGGUUAAUACAUAAAGGGGGCCCUGGGGACAUGGAGAGAUUCUGCCUGAAAGGGCAGGAGAAGUACGGGGAAACGCCAUCCCGUACUGGGCCACCACAAUACAUUUUGACACCAUACACAGGUUGUUUUUGUCGCCAGACAAUUUCUUUAACUUUAUGUCUAUGUAGGGGAUUUGGAGGUUGGUAACAGAUAAAAUGAGCUCCAAGAAAUAAAUGUUGAACCCUAAAGUAACAUGGCGACAUUCAUUUUUAGACAUUAGGCACUUUGACAUCUUAUGUCCAAUUGUUUCUCUCUUUUACUUGUAAUUUAAUAAUCACAAGUGUUUAAAAGCUCAUGUAUUGUUCAUGUGGCUACUUUUAUGUAUAUUUUGUUUUAAUAGUAGAUCUAUACUUCUAGAAUUUGUUUUUAGGAACCUGUAUCCUGCAUAGAUCUUCCAUCACAUGCUGAUGCAGACCAUGCAGAUAUUCAUUACAGAGCAGUAUUCUAUUUCAUUGCCCAAAGUUUAGCUUAUAAAUAGUUAGAAUUAGACAUUCCAUCCAAAUAAUGGUAUAUUGAUAUGUGUAUAUAUCUCAAAUGUGGCCUUUAUGAGGCAUGCCAUGCAGUUAAGUAUUAUCAUGUGGUUACUUAUCCAGCACCUAUUUGCUGCUGGGAUCAUUAAACUGUUUAUGGGGGUAUGUUUACAGUGUUCUCUAUAAUAAUAAUAUUACUAAAGGCAGUCCAAAAUCCCAAGAACUUAGUUAUUUUCAGUAAAACAAUAUAGUUAAUUUAUAGAUAUUCAUCUGAUUGGUGGACAUAUGCCCCACCAAUCAGCUGCUUGCCAGAGCCACAAUACAUGCAUAGAGGUUGUGCUGAAUUACUGCAGCUCAGCUCCUAUUUACUUUAAUGAAAGCUGAGUUGAAAUAAUUCAGCAUGGCCACUACACAAUGCAUUGCGCUAUCAGCUUCUGGUCCCAUUUACUGUCUAUGUUGGUAUUGCAGCUAUGAAAUGCAUAGGCAUGUCUACCUGAUCUCCCUGUUGCUAUAUUUGAGAUCCUUAAAACAUGGAUAUUGAAUAUAGCAACCAUAACCUGCUACAGGUCAAUGCAGCAUCACACUUACCGACUCCAAGCACAUAGUCUUGUGCAUUGAUUCCUACAUAUUAAGUUGCCCUACAAUACAAUCCUGUAGAAAAUAGUUGAUAUAACAGUUCCGUAUUAAAAGGCGUUAUCCAGGAAUAGAAAAACACAGCUACUUUCAAUCAAAAACAGCUCUCCGUCUGUCUCCAGGUCGGGUGUGGUUCGGCAGCUCAGUUCCAUUGAAGUGAAUGGAGCCAAGUUGUGAAACCACAUCCAACCUGGAGACAGAGGUGGAGCUGUUUUUGAAAGAAAUUAGCUCAGUUUUUUGCUGACAUGCAUCCCUCUCCCAUGAUGCUGCUCCGCUGUAUGUUAAUGUUUGCACAAUAAACAUCACCAUCUGUUUGCCAGAUGGGUGAGUGCCAUUCUUGAAUUCUAUUUCAUUUGUAAUUGUGUUUGCUUAGCAUUGCCUAUGACAUUUACUGAGGCGGACACAGUUAUUGCUAUCAAAGCUAUUGAUAGCAGGUGGUCCAUGAAACAAUCCCUUUAAAGUAGCUGGGUUGCAAUACCGCACAAAGCCCAUGGGCAAGGGCUUUCUAACUACCAUUUGUUGUUUGUCCAUAAAGUUUGCUUAUGGAGGCAACAUCUUCCACUCUGAACCUUUACAUGGCUCAGUGGAAGUUCUUGUUAUGUCUGAUCCGUGAGACGUUGCGAAUGUUUAUAACUGCAAAAACAUUACAAAAAACAUCAUGGUGCUAUAAUGGGCUUCAUGAAGGGCACAACAACAGCAAUGCAAAGUGCUACAAAGAAAAAUCAUAAUGUAAUCUUUACCUACAAAACUUGG